AUGAUUCAUACAGACCUACCAGAUUGGUCAAUAAGAUUAAGAAAUCAUAAUAUAUCAGGCUUAACAUUCUUUUCUUAUAUCCUUGAUUGGUUGAUAUAUAUUUCUAUCCUCCUCACAUUCAUCAUAUUUGGUACCACUGCUCCUCCACGCUACCAUGAGUUUCUGAUUAAUGAUAUCAGCUUAAUGUACAGUUAUAAACCAGAAGAUGAAACUGCUGUUCCUUUAGUACCAUUGAUAUUAAUAGCUGUGGGUAUUCCCAUCAUUCAGUUUAUUGUAUGUUCAUUAAUAAAUAAUCAUACUUUAUCAAAAUCAAGACAGUUUUGGGAUAUAUAUAUUGGAUUAAUGUGUUUAUGUGGUGGUAUGGCGAUUCAAUUAAUGUUUACUGUUAUUUUAAAGAAUAUUUGUGGAUUGCCAAGACCUGAUUUAUUAUCCCGAUGUCAACCAAAUCUUACCACUGAACCUCCAUUACAAUUGGCUACUGUGACCAUAUGUUCUAAUCCCAAUAUCAAUUUAAUUCAAGAAGGAUUUAGAUCAUUCCCAAGUGGUCAUCUGUCAACCGUAUUUUGUGGUAUGGUUAUCUCAAGUUUAAAUAUUGCCGGUAAGUUGCAAGUUUUUGAUAAACGUGGAAUAUCAUUUAAAGUUAUAUUAGCUAUUUUCCCAAUUAUGAUAGCUUGUUUUGUUUCAUGUACGAGAAUCAGUGAUAAUCGUCAUUUUUUAAGAGAUGUUAUUGGAGGUUCAAUUAUUGGAACUGCUGUAGCGGUAUGGUUUUACUCCCAAUAUUUCCCCAGUAUAUUUGAUUUAGAAAAUUGUGGUAGAGCUUAUCCUCCUCGAAGACUUGGAGUAGCUAAUUUUCUUAAUAAUGUGGGAGGAUUUUGGAAAAUUAAAGAUAUAUUACCAGGAUCAUUUAAUGAAAGAGUAUUAAAUUCAGUUGAUGUUAUUAAACAAGUGGAAGAAAUAACUCCUAUUGAUAUUGAUAUUAAUAAUGAUAUCGAUGAUAAUUUGAAUUCAUAUGUUGAAAUACCCAAGAAUAUUCAAUUAUUUAAUAAGUUAAAGAUUGAUUUAAAAGAUAGAUAUUUUAAUUUUAAUAAACAUUUAGAUUUACCAUUGUAUUUUCAGAUUGUGUGUAUAUUAAUUUCUUUAUUUAAUCUACUCUAUAAAAUAUUCCUAGCUUGUUUUCUAGCUGAUCUAAGUUUCCCCUUGGUAUCUUCCACUUCACUAUUAAAUUGA
Molecule: messenger RNA, 1227 nt
Organism: Scheffersomyces coipomensis
Lineage: Eukaryota; Fungi; Ascomycota; Pichiomycetes; Serinales; Debaryomycetaceae
Exons: 1
Coding region: 1-1227 (408 amino acids)
Biological process (GO): phospholipid metabolic process
Molecular function (GO): phosphatidate phosphatase activity
Source: RefSeq, a predicted model, not a curated record